AUGGCUCUGUUUUUCAGCCGAAUCUCAAAGCUCUCUGUACGCAAGGACACUACUCGUUUCUUCUCAUCAUUGCCUCAGCCACCAUGUUUGGUGCUGGACACUAAGAGGUUGAGAGGGACUCCAGAGGAGGGCCUAAUCGUGCAUCACAAGUUAUUCGACCCGACAACCGAAAAGAAAGUGUUCAGCAAGGAGAAGAAGUAUCCCAACGAGCUCCGUGGUCAACCUCUUCUGGGAGCAUCUCAAGGUUGGGUCGCUUUUCUGGUGGAGAAAGACCUAACCGUGAAUCUCACGGAUCUGCACAAUCCUUGUGUCUCGUCUCCAAGAGUCAUAUCAUUACCUUCACUCGGGUUCGAGUAUAAACCCACAACUCAUGCCACGGAAGUGUGUCUUUCUUCUUCUGAUCCUGUCCAAGACGAAUUUUUUGUGGCUGCAAAGUUCAAUGAGUAUCACGUCAGUGUAUGCAGGCCUCGUUCGGAUUCUGAGUGGACUCACAUCAAUACCGGUUACUCUCUUUUACCAGCUUCUAAGCUUAUGUAUUCCAAGAGAGACAAAGCCUUCCACUUUACCAGUUUCAAGGGUCUCUACAUGGGUUCCCUGUAUCCCAGCAACAACAACGAGACCAAGUAUAGAGCUAUACGCCUUAGAAACAUGCCUAAGAUUCCAGAGGCAGUUUGGGAGAUGUUGGAUACAUGUUCCAUGACCAACCACUUGGUUGAAUCUCCCUCUGGUGAACUUUUCUUCAUCAAGUGGUACACACAGGCUAUUCACAAAGAGGACGAAGAUGGUGAUUUGGAAUUUAUCCAUAGCAGAACUAAGCGGUUCAUGGUCUUUAGGCAAGAUGGGAUGAGCAAAGACUUUUGUUACACUGAAGAUAUUGGAGAUCUCUGCAUCUUCCUUAGUAAGGCUGAGGCCUUCUGUCUCUCAGCCAGGUUGUUCCCGGGGCUCAAACCUAAUUACAUCUAUUACCUUGGCCCUAGACUUGGUACUUACGAUCUCGCUUCUGGUACGAACCGUCCCUUUCCUUUCGAUCGCUUUGGUAAACCCUCACAGGUCGAUACCCCUUACUGGAUCCUUUCGACCUCUUGUCUGAGUUCGAGCUAG
Messenger RNA from Capsella rubella, 1101 nucleotides. RefSeq lists its product as uncharacterized. NCBI's taxonomy places the organism in Eukaryota, Viridiplantae, Streptophyta, Magnoliopsida, Brassicales, Brassicaceae. The transcript has 3 exons. The coding region runs from base 1 to 1101 and encodes 366 amino acids. The record is from RefSeq and is a predicted model, not a curated record.